AUGAAUUCAGGUGUUCGUCUACGCCCCGCGCGGGCCCAAGAUCUGCCUGAGAUCGCCAAUAUCAUCGCACAGGCCAUGCUGGAGGAUGAACUCUUUACCUGGAUGUGUCCUGGGCGCCAUGAGUACUAUGCAGAUUUCCGCUAUGGAUUUCUCCGGCGACUGAAGACACGUUUCGUCACCCCGGGUUAUGUGAUGAUUGUGGCGGUAGAACACUCCGGAGACCGUGAGGAGAUCCGAGGCUACAGUGGGUGGGUGAGAUACGGGACCGGGGCAGAUGCCGUACAAUGGAAGCGCGCGAAUAAUGGCUGGUGGCAUGGUGCCCUGGAGCGCACACUGCUGGACCUAGAGGACCGAUAUUUCUCCCUGGUAUUCCCGGACCGCAGUAAGGAUUUAGAUCGAUUACAGCAGUUCAGGACGGCCGCAGAUGACACCUUCCCCUUCGCUGACUUCCCCGAGUUAUGGUACCUGGGGCAAUUGGCUAUCGACCCACCGCAUCAGCGCCGCGGCAUUGGUAAACAACUGGUCGAAUGGGGGCUGCAGCAGGCAAAACGAGAGCAUGUGUGUGUCGGGUUGGAGGCCGGUAUCAAGGGUGCGGGGUUGUAUAAGAAGCUCGGCUUUGAUAUAGUCAAUAUGACUAACUUAACUCCGGGUGUGGAUGUUCGGGCAAUGAUGUACACUAUAUAG
Molecule: messenger RNA, 684 nt
Organism: Penicillium soppii
Lineage: Eukaryota; Fungi; Ascomycota; Eurotiomycetes; Eurotiales; Aspergillaceae
Product: GNAT family acetyltransferase
Exons: 2
Coding region: 1-684 (227 amino acids)
Molecular function (GO): acyltransferase activity, transferring groups other than amino-acyl groups
Source: RefSeq, a predicted model, not a curated record